Messenger RNA from Capronia coronata CBS 617.96, 2175 nucleotides. RefSeq lists its product as uncharacterized. Lineage: Eukaryota; Fungi; Ascomycota; Eurotiomycetes; Chaetothyriales; Herpotrichiellaceae. Gene Ontology annotation, biological process: positive regulation of transcription by RNA polymerase II; DNA-templated transcription. Bases 1 to 2175 code for a protein of 724 amino acids. The record is from RefSeq and is a predicted model, not a curated record. The transcript has 7 exons. Gene Ontology annotation, molecular function: sequence-specific DNA binding; zinc ion binding; DNA-binding transcription factor activity, RNA polymerase II-specific.
AUGGAGUCGGAGGAGUUCGCCAGCCCACCGACGGUGUCUAGUUUGGAGAACGCCGACGAAAAUAAUCCCGCGACACAAGGUUCCAAACCCGCACGGAGACCACGUGUGUCACUAGCUUGCCAGAGAUGUAAGCAUCGUAAGCAGAGGGUUGGUGCCGCGCCCGAGGUCGAGUCCAACAAUUGUCUAACUACAAUCCAGUGCAAUGGUGAUCAGCCUUCAUGUGCCAGAUGUCUCCGGUUGAAGUUGGAAUGCCACUAUGUGAUACCAUCGUUCCCGAAGCCUGCUCAGGCCAAGUCGUACAUCAAGGCUCUGGAAGACCGUGUCGCCGAGCUCGAAAAACUCCUGACCAAAGAAGGAGACCGCACCGUCUCUCGUGACCACUGGGACGACUUGGAGGGCAGAGCCGAUGACUCUGAUGCGGGCGAGGAAGGGGGCAUUCAACCCCUGUUGAACGCUGUCCGAGAUCUUUCCCUGGAUGUUGCCGGGUCUUAUGUUGGCGGAGCCUCUGCGAUCACUCUGGGUCGAGCCCUGCAAGCCACUCUGGCCGGCAAGAUCCAACUCACUUUGCCCAAUCUGGGACUUGAUGACGGAGACCUGAGGCGAGAAGUGCCUCUGGCAGGUAAUCUCGGCACGUUUUCAGGCGCAGACUCAUUUCAGUUGAGCAAACUCAAUCCCGAGAUUGCAGACCAGAUGGUGUAUGGAUAUUUGAAGCAUCUCACCACGAACUUCCCUAUAAUACUCUCGACGGAUAUUCUAGAUCUGCACAGCAGACGCCAGAAUUUGAACGACGUCUACGAAGAAAGUAUUCUCAGCCUGAUCUAUGGACUUGGAGGUCACUUUCUCGAAAAGACAGGCGAGUCAACUUAUUUCUUCAACCCCGAAAUGUAUUACUACGCCGCCUUGGAGAACAGAGAAGCAAUUCUACGUCUGGGGGACACCCGCUCACUAACAUAUCUGAUGUUAUUGGGUCAGCAUUGUUAUCGAAUGCCCAAAGAGCCAGGUGCAUGGACUUUCUUUGGACUUGCGAUGAAGAUUUGUAUAGAGUUGGGGCUUCACAGGCAAAGACGCUCCGCCAGAAUCUCUGUGAAAUCCGAGACCAACAAGCGGAUUUUCUGGACUUGCUAUUGGCAUGAACGCGAAAGUGCCAUGGCCAUGGGACGGCCGCCGGCCAUAUCCGACCAUGAUAUCGAUGUUGAGCUACCGCUCGACGUCGACGAAGCGACUCGAGACGUCGAAGUGCUGCGAAAGGCUGCAGAGCAAGACCGGUCAAUCCCAGCAUACCCUCAAACAACCAUGUCGACGAUCAUCCAUUUGUUGAGACUCAAGAAAAUUGAGUCCGAAAUCCAACAUGAAAUCUACCGGGUCGAUCGUACGAAACCCUCGUCCGCCAUCCAUGCCAUUACCGAUGCAUUCCUUGAGAAGCUAUAUGCCUGGAAAGAUGCGAUCCCAGCACAAAGCAUACAGCUGGACUCGGGCGAGCCGAGAAACCUCAAGAGCGACAUGGCGUCCUACUACAAAACUCUGAGGGUGCUCCUUCAACCUCGUCUAUACGAGAAAGUGGUCGAUGGGAGGUACUUUGCACUCUGCGUCGAAGCAUGUCGCGGCAUGUGUGAGACAUACAGGAGACUUCAUGACAGGUUGCCAAUUGCAUUCACGUCGUUGUCUCUACAGUCAGUAUGUCUGUCCGGCCUUACGCUUGUCUACUGCAUGUGGCACGACUCUUCCAGUAGCAUGAGUUUCAGGAAUCUGAGCGCCCUGACGGAUUGCAGUAUCAUCCUCUAUGUAAUGGCUGAGCGGUGGCCCCCGAGCAGGAAAUACAGGGACCUGUUUGAGGCGGUGAAAAAGUCGGUGAUCCAGGCGAUCGAGGAAGGAAAACACAUUCCCCGAACUGCAGUCACUUCGAUGAAGGGCGACAUGCAGAAACCCUUGCAGAGCCUACAUGAUGAUACACCCAUGGACAGCGUCACCGAUGACCUGCAACAGAUGAUCAGUGAUAUGACGGGCGAGACCAUAUCGUUUUGGGACGACACAAAUAUCGGCAUGGACGAUGCCUCAGCUGUGCCGGCGGCACAGCUGGACGAUAGGUUGAAGAUACCGGGCAUCGUAGGCUGGACUCCUGCGGACGAGACGUUUUGGUACAACAACGGGUACAUACCUGGCCCGCAUGAAUCAUGA